AUGGAUUUGUUCCUGAUUGGAUAUAUGAUGUGUGUGUGGUUGUCCAGCUGGCGGGUGCUUGGAGGCUAUCCCAUCUGGUGGUCCCUAGCGCUGGGGCAGCAGUACUCGUCUCUGGGCUCCCAACCCAUUCUGUGCGGCUCCAUCCCUGGCCUGGUGCCAAAGCAGCUGCGCUUCUGUCGCAACUACAUCGAGAUCAUGCCCAGCGUGGCCGAGGGCGUGAAGCUGGGCAUCCAGGAGUGCCAGCACCAGUUCAGGGGCCGGCGUUGGAACUGUACCACCAUCAAGGACAACCUAGCCAUCUUCGGCCCUGUGCUGGACAAGGCGACCAGAGAGUCGGCGUUCGUCCACGCCGUCGCCUCAGCGGGAGUGGCGUUUGCUGUGACUCGGUCCUGCGCCGAGGGCACGUCCACCAUGUGUGGCUGUGACUCCCACCACAAGGGUCCCCCGGGGGAGGGCUGGAAGUGGGGCGGCUGCAGCGAGGACGCCGAGUUCGGGGUGCUGGUGUCCAGAGAGUUUGCCGAUGCCAGAGAGAACCGCCCCGACGCGCGCUCGGCUAUGAAUCGGCACAACAACGAAGCAGGGCGCACGACCAUCCUGGACCACAUGCACCUGCGCUGCAAAUGCCAUGGCCUGUCGGGCAGCUGCGAGGUGAAAACAUGCUGGUGGGCGCAGCCCGACUUCCGCAUGCUGGGCGACUACCUGAAGGACAAGUACGACAGCGCCUCGGAGAUGGUGGUGGAGAAGCACCGCGAGUCGCGCGGCUGGGUGGAGACGCUGCGCGCCAAGUACGCCUUCUUCAAGCACCCCACGGAGCGCGACCUGGUCUACUACGAGGGCUCGCCCAACUUCUGCGAGCCCAACCCGGAGACGGGCUCAUUCGGCACGCGCGACCGCGCCUGCAAUGUGUCCUCGCACGGCAUCGAGGGCUGCGACCUGCUCUGCUGCGGCAGGGGCCACAACACUCGGACUGAGAAGCGCAAGGAGAAGUGCCACUGCAUCUUCCACUGGUGCUGCUACGUCAGCUGCCAGGAGUGUGUGCGCGUCUACGACGUGCACACGUGCAAGUGA
Molecule: messenger RNA, 1068 nt
Organism: Oncorhynchus masou masou (cherry salmon)
Lineage: Eukaryota; Metazoa; Chordata; Actinopteri; Salmoniformes; Salmonidae
Product: proto-oncogene Wnt-3
Exons: 4
Coding region: 1-1068 (355 amino acids)
Biological process (GO): canonical Wnt signaling pathway; multicellular organism development; cell fate commitment
Cellular component (GO): extracellular region
Molecular function (GO): cytokine activity; frizzled binding
Source: RefSeq, a predicted model, not a curated record